AUGGCCCUGGAAGCCAACAAUGAAGCCAUACAGUGCAAGGUUUUCUCCACGACUUUCUCUGGGCUAGCCCUGUUGUGGUUUAGGCAGUUGAAACCUGGAUCUGUCAACAGUUUUGGUGAUCUCCGCAGAGACUUUCUCCAACAGUAUAACACUAACCGUGAGGCACCAAGAACGAUGGCAGAUCUCUACCGAAUCGAGCAAGGGAAAAAUGAACAUCCAAAAUCAUACCUGCAACGUUACAUCGACCUCGUACAUCAAAUCCACGAUGUCGAACCAGUCACCGCGGCUAACCUCUUUGUCAAAAGCCUACAGGUGGGAUCUCUCCUACAUGAAAACCUCACCAUGACACCACCUUAUGACAUGGCCGAGAUCCAGAUCCAUGCCGAGGGUGUCUUUAGGGUCCUGGAAUUUCGAGAGCAUGCGCAGAAGAAAUUCGCACUUAUCUCCACUCCACCAGCAAAUAACCCUCCUCCCCCACCUGCAAGGGGCGACAAGAGGAAGAGACAGGAGACGGAUCACAUGAAAGGAGGGAAAAGGCCAAAACCAAAUCGAGACCCACCACGAUACCCCUCUUUCGAAUACACCAUCCCUCAGGAGGUCAUCUACGAAGAAAACAAAGACAGGCCCAUCUGGCGUGACCCGUACAAAAUUACCACUCCCCCUGAAAGAAGAGAUAAAAGCAGGUUCUGCCUCUUCCACAAGGAUCAUGGCCAUACAAUCUCCGAGGGCCACAACCUCCACAAUCAGAUCCAGGCCUUCAUGAGAAAUGGAUGGUUAACCCAGUACAUUAAAGGGACAAGCAGACCCAUCGUCCCACAACCCAACACUACUUCUGCCCCAACACCACCAGUAGCAGACUCCUUGAAUAUGGCCACCAUGACCUCACAAGAGCCUCUAAAGAAAAUCCCCAUGAUACACGAGAUCGUGGAACUCACCGAGGAACAAGAGCAGGCAACCAAAAUUCGUAGAAGAAUGGAAGAAACGAUGAAGUGA
This is a messenger RNA of Humulus lupulus (European hop), 993 nucleotides long. RefSeq lists its product as uncharacterized. Bases 1 to 993 code for a protein of 330 amino acids. The transcript has a single exon. Lineage: Eukaryota; Viridiplantae; Streptophyta; Magnoliopsida; Rosales; Cannabaceae. The record is from RefSeq and is a predicted model, not a curated record.